AUGACAAUAUUACGUUCAUUUAUUGUAUUUUCUACUACAAUAUUAUUUAUAUUUGGUAACUACGAUUCACGUUAUACAUGCUUUAAUGGUCCCUCAUAUUGGUGUUUAAAUGAUACAACUGAAACCGUAUGUAACUUUAGUAAUUUAACAAUUGGACAAUGUGGUUAUACAAGUGGAAAAUGUACAUUUAAAACAGGUAACACAUUUUGCAAAGAUGAUCCAUCCGCACUAGAAUUUAAUGGUGGUUUAACGGGUGUGUAUGACAGUUUAUUUACAUACUAUGUUUUGGCUUUAUAUUGGCCACCAUCAAAUUGUCCUAAAAUUUAUAAUGAAACAAAAGAUUUUCUACGUUAUUUUUGUUCACCUUAUACAAAUGCUGGUCAACCAGGAUCACAACGCUUGGUACUACAUGGUCUUUGGCCUAAUUUUGGUACAGAAGGUAAUUAUCAAGGUUGGCCGCAAUUUUGUUCUAACGUUGAAAAAGAUUGGUCUGUAUGUCAUGUGAAUGGUAAUCUAUGUCCCUGGCAAAAUACAACAUUUUCUAAUUUUACGCAAGAUUACUAUGAAUAUUGUUUAUCAUAUGAGAAUAUUUCACAGUGUCUCGUGAAUCCAGAAGUUGUUGAACAUGAACAAGAACGAUUGAAGUAUUUAGCGCCUGGACAUCUUGGAAAAAGAAAUUUAUUUAUGAAUCAUGAAUGGACAAAACAUGGUUCGUGUUGCUCAAAUGCUUUCAAAAAUAAUAUUUCAAGCUAUUUAGAUAUCAUGUUAAACAUAACUGAUGAAUAUACUCGAAAAGGCAGUCUUACCUAUGAAUAUAUUCAACGCUAUAGUGGUGAAAAAAUCGGCAUUAAUUAUCUUUAUGAACGUUUUAACAAUACCGUUAUAGUCAAUUGUAAACCAAACUGUAACUUAGAUGAAUUGUGGCUAUGUUUUUAUCGCGAUCAUACAACUGGUUUACCAACACAUCCCGUUCAAUGUCCCCCCGGUGCACGUAAUCAAAGCGAUACUUGUAAAAAAGCUCGAUGUGAAUAUGUUUAUAUACCAUUAAUGGGUGAACCAUUAACAUCACAGAGCAGUUCAAAAUUGAUCGACAAAACAUCUAAGAUUCUAUUUGUUACACUAGCAAUUCUACUCCACUAUAUUAAGUAA
Didymodactylos carnosus is the source of this 1149-nucleotide messenger RNA. NCBI's taxonomy places the organism in Eukaryota, Metazoa, Rotifera, Eurotatoria, Philodinida, Philodinidae. The record is from the annotation of a GenBank genome assembly.